CGCCCCGCCAAACCUUAUCAAAAAAAUCAACGGUCUUCCAAGCAAGCAAAGCGACAGAGAAAAAUGUCAAUCUCUCUCUCAUCAUUUCUCAUUCAAUAUCACUCACCACACAAUCAAAUUUGUCUCAGAAAACCCAGGAAAUUUUGCGUCGGAGCUUCCUCCUCAACUGCUCCUGGCAUCGAUCUCACCACUCUCCAAUCCGCCGUUGAAAAGAAAGAUAGUGAUGCAGUUAAAAAGGCACUUGAUCAGUUGAGUGAAAUUGGUUGGGCGAAAAAGUGGAGCUCCCAACCAUAUGUCUCGCGCCGUACGUUAUAGACUGAUAGCCAUGCUGAUUGCUGGCAAUGUACAACUCAAUCACACAGAUUGAUGCACAAUAGUCUCCAACUAAAAAAAACCCAGCUCAUCUAGACGUCUAUACGGGAGCUGACAACCCUUGGAAUAAAAAAUGCUGAGAACCUUGCAAUCCCUAGUGUCAGAAAUGAUGUCUGAUUAUUACCAUAAGAUGCCAAUUUGUGUCUUUGCUUCUCUUCCUUUGCCAUUUCUUAAUAGCAUGGAGGGUUCAGAAUGGAAUGUCACCUGUGCAUUUAUCAUCUCAAGUCCUGGAGUAAAUCAUGGUACUUGUUAAUUAAAUUGAUUUUCUUCAGUGAUGCAGGCAGCUUUUCUCUUUACCGUGGUUGGAACUACAGGGUUUUUGGGAGUUCUAGCAGGUCAACUUCCCGGGGAUUGGGGCUUUUUUGUGCCGUACUUGAUUGGAAGCAUCUCUUUAAUAGUUCUGGCUAUUGGGAGCACUUCCCCGGGGUAUGUAAUCAACGAGCUAUGCUUCCAUACCCUGCAUUAUCAAAUCUUUUGCAUAGCAUGAAAAUAAGGUUGCUUCAGGCUGCUAUUGGUGGAUUUUCUUCAUUUUUUCCUGAUUACCAGGAGAGGAUUGCUAGACAUGAAGCAGCCCACUUUUUAGUUGCCUACUUAAUUGGCCUUCCAAUCCUUGGAUAUUCAUUGGAUAUUGGAAAAGAGCAUGUAAAUCUCAUUGAUAAACGACUAGAAAAGCUUAUUUAUAGUGGCCAGCUCGACACCAAGGAACUAGACAGGUUAGCAGUUGUAGCUAUGGCUGGACUAGCAGCAGAAGGUCUAAAAUACGAUAAAGUUGUCGGCCAAUCUGCUGAUCUUUUUACUCUUCAGAGAUUUAUAAACAGGAGCAAGCCACAGCUGAGCAAAGACCAGCAGCAAAACUUAACCAGAUGGGCAGUUCUCUUUGCUGGAUCACUGCUAAAAAACAAUAGGGUACUUCAUGACACCCUUAUUUCAGCAAUGUCGAAGAAGGCAACAGUGGUCGAAUGCAUAGAAGCAAUUGAGAAGGCCGAGUAAAUCAAUCAAAGGUUGUCAUUUUAUAGCAAGAAAGAUAGUCGAGCAUAAAAUUUGUUCUUUUUCAACUGAUUCGGUCUCUAUGUAUUACACACUCCGUUGUCGGAUUUCUUAUCGGAGAGAGAACAAUAUUCAGAAUUCAGAUGAAUCUGAUAACUUUCAGAAUACCAUUCAAACAGCCAUUUCUAAGAUUUUGUACAGCUUUGGAGGAGUUCCAAGCUAAUUUAGUGAGAAAUUAAUCAAA
Molecule: messenger RNA, 1603 nt
Organism: Olea europaea var. sylvestris
Lineage: Eukaryota; Viridiplantae; Streptophyta; Magnoliopsida; Lamiales; Oleaceae
Exons: 11
Coding region: 565-1362 (265 amino acids)
Biological process (GO): proteolysis
Molecular function (GO): ATP binding; ATP-dependent peptidase activity; metalloendopeptidase activity
Source: RefSeq, a predicted model, not a curated record